AUGUCCCUCGUCCGCCUUCUCCUAUCCCGCGUCCUCAAUGCGCUCAUACCACUCGCGAUAGCAUCCAGUCUCUACCUCUACCUCUACCCUAUAUUCCAAGGCUGCGCCUUCCCAUUGCCAACAAGCCAAAAUGAACAUCCCUCCAGCUCACCCUUCGGAACGAACAACCCGCUUCUGUAUACCCUUUCGCAACACCUCCGAUCGCAAUUAGCAGCGGACUCAGCAGCAGCUUUCCGGCUGCUGGUCCUAGCAGACCCCCAGCUGGAAGGCGACAGCUCUCUCCCGAGCCCGGAAGAAGAGCUCUCAGCUCGAAUCCUGUACUACUGGACGCUGAUCAGACGCUCCGCGCUGGAGUCACCGUCGCCCUUCCACCCCGAUGUGUUCAGCAACCUCACAGCCGCGGUACACACACUGUUUGUGGAGGACGUUCCUCGCGCUCUUCUUGCCGCACAGAAACGGGUCGAUCUGCUCGGAAAUGAUUUUUACCUUGCGCAUAUAUACCGCACGCUACACUGGUGGACUCGUCCGACGCAUGUCACCGUGCUGGGCGACUUGAUUGGGAGUCAGUGGGUUACUGAUGAGGAGUUUGAUCAGCGGGGAGGCAGAUACUGGAAUCGGGUGUUCCGGGAGGGCGAGCGCGUUAGUGACGAGAUUACGAUCACUGGCUCGGCGGGGUAUGGAGCAGGAGCAGGAGCAGGAGCAGGCGAUGCGCCGCAGCUGGAAGAGUUGAAUGCAACUCACUCGGUCUGGGAACGCAGAAUUAUCAAUAUCGCGGGGAACCAUGAUAUUGGGUAUGCGGGUGACGCCAGUGAAGCGCGCAUUGAGCGAUUCGAGCGGGUGUUUGGCCGCGCAAACUGGGAUAUUCGGUUCCAGUAUACGCCGCCGAAUGCGACGGCUGAUUCGGUCAAGCCUACCUUGCACCUGAUCAACCUCAAUACGUUGACCCUGGAUGGACCAGCGCUGUCCGCAGAGGUCCAGUCAAACUCAUACGCUUUUAUCAACGACCUCAUCACUCAUCGCACCUACCCUGUUGAGGAUAGGACGACCUUUACGCUCCUCCUUACCCACCUGCCUCUGCACAAGAAGGAGGGCAUCUGUACCGACGGACCCUACUUUACCUACUUCGAAUUUGACGACACGGAUGGCCCAAAUGACGUUCCCCGCUUCAAGGAGGGCGGUUUGCGGGAGCAGAACCACCUUAGCGACCAACUGAGCGCCGGUGGCGUCUUACAGGGAAUCUUUGGCAUGAGUGGUAACACAGACGCCGCAGGAGGAGGCUGGGGACGUAAUGGUCUUAUUCUCAAUGGACAUGACCAUACCGGCUGCGACGUUGUUCAUUUCGUCAACAGGUCUAUCGUAACGACUGCCUUCGAGAAGAAUACGGGCGAAAUGUCUAUUGAGACUGAGGAGUCCCCUGCGCCAUCGUGGACAUGGGCGGCGAAGCGCUACAAUAGCCGCCGCCCAGAGGAGCGACUCGAUGCACCCUCUAUUCGCGAAGUCACUCUGCGUGCUAUGAUGGGCGAGUACGGCGGCAACGCAGGUCUCCUCUCCGUGUGGUUCGAUGCCACUCCGGGCGUUAAUGAGUGGCAGUAUGAGAUCACCAUGUGCAUGGCCGGUGUCCAGCAUAUCUGGUGGGCAGUUCAUGUGCUUGACAUAGUGACAGUUCUGCUUCUCCUUCUAUACACCCUGUUACCCCGUCCCUCCAAGAAACCGGAGAAACAGCCGAAGAGAACUGUUCCCGAAAAGGGAACCAAAGACGAUAAGAAGUGA
Messenger RNA from Aspergillus clavatus NRRL 1, 1770 nucleotides. RefSeq lists its product as uncharacterized. NCBI's taxonomy places the organism in Eukaryota, Fungi, Ascomycota, Eurotiomycetes, Eurotiales, Aspergillaceae. The record is from RefSeq and is a predicted model, not a curated record. Gene Ontology annotation, biological process: GPI anchor biosynthetic process. Gene Ontology annotation, cellular component: endoplasmic reticulum. The transcript has a single exon. Bases 1 to 1770 code for a protein of 589 amino acids.